CAAAUACCAAAUCAAACGAGUUCCCCAAUGUUUUUCCGCUAGGGUUCACUAUUUCAAGCCUACUUCAAUUCCAAAUUAGAUUAGGCUUCCACCAUUACUUUCGGCCUACUUACUUGGUUAAUCCCUUGGUCCCUUGAUAAGUAUGUCUGAUUGUUCUAGUUCAUCAUAUGAGUCGAAGAAGAGGUAUCUUUGUGGUCUUAUUGCCCGCCAUUUUAUGGCAUAUACUUCUGAAAAUGCGGGUCGGCGCUUUUUUAAGUGCCCAAAGCCUAAGAAGAAAUCAUGUGGUUAUUGGGAGUGGCAGGAUGAUGUAUUACCCCCAAGAGUUGUGAUUUUGAUUAGUAGUCCUAAAAGAAAAUUGGAAGCUGCUAAAAUGCAAAGAGAUAUUUUGAAGAAGAAGAUGGCCGAUUAUGAUAUUGCUGCUGGCGUAAAGGCUCAAGCUAUAGCAAAAUUGAGCGAAAAAGUUGUUGAAAGAAAUAUUUUGAAGAAGAAGCUUGUUGAUGCUGAGUUUGCUACUGCUAUUGAUGUCGGAAAUAUUGCAACAUUGAGCAAAACCGUUGCCCAUCAGUGGAUGUUAAUUCGUGUCUUAUGUGGAUGAUUGGUUGGAUUCGUUGCAUUAUGGUUGUUGUUGUGAAGUAUGAAUUUAGGAUAUAAUUGUAGUUAAUCCAUGUAAUG
This is a messenger RNA of Nicotiana attenuata, 672 nucleotides long. RefSeq lists its product as uncharacterized. Lineage: Eukaryota; Viridiplantae; Streptophyta; Magnoliopsida; Solanales; Solanaceae. The record is from RefSeq and is a predicted model, not a curated record. The coding region runs from base 143 to 595 and encodes 150 amino acids. The transcript is spliced from 2 exons. Gene Ontology annotation, molecular function: zinc ion binding.